Molecule: messenger RNA, 331 nt
Organism: Priapulus caudatus
Lineage: Eukaryota; Metazoa; Priapulida; Priapulimorpha; Priapulimorphida; Priapulidae
Product: fringe glycosyltransferase-like
Exons: 3
Biological process (GO): regulation of Notch signaling pathway
Cellular component (GO): membrane
Molecular function (GO): O-fucosylpeptide 3-beta-N-acetylglucosaminyltransferase activity
Source: RefSeq, a predicted model, not a curated record
GUCACAUGGUCAACACAGGAUGUCCAGAUACGCAUAACAGGAUUGACCUUUGCUGCAAGAUGUCAGCAGAGUUUGAUUUCUUUCUGAACACUAGCAAAAAGUGGUUCUGUCACUUUGAUGAUGACAACUACGUGAACGUGCCCCAGUUAGUAAAGUUUCUCAGCAAGAAAAGCUGGAAUAAGGACUAUUACUUUGGGAAAACUAGCAUCCCGCACGAAUUUGAAAUCAGGACACCUGUUACUGCACCACGGCUUAGAUUUAAUUUUGCCACGGGAGGCGCUGGUUUCUGCAUUAGUCGAGCUCUUGCAAAUAAAAUGACACGGUAUAUAAG